Glycine soja is the source of this 852-nucleotide messenger RNA. RefSeq lists its product as uncharacterized. The record is from RefSeq and is a predicted model, not a curated record. Lineage: Eukaryota; Viridiplantae; Streptophyta; Magnoliopsida; Fabales; Fabaceae. Bases 1 to 852 code for a protein of 283 amino acids. Gene Ontology annotation, molecular function: RNA-DNA hybrid ribonuclease activity; nucleic acid binding. The transcript is spliced from 2 exons.
AUGGGGUGUGUGCUCGGACAACACGAUGAAUCUGGAAAAAGGGAAUGGGCCAUCUACUACUUGAGCAAGAAGUUCACGAAGGCAAUAAAAGGGAGUGCCUUGGCAGAUUAUCUAGCUCAACAACCCAUAAAUGAUUAUCAGCCUAUGCAUAUAGAAUUCCCUGAUAAGGAUAUUAUGGCCUUGUUUGAGGAGGAGGUUGAAGAUGAGGACAUGGAUAAGUGGGUUGUGUGGUUUGAUGGUGCAUCUAAUGUGCUAGGUCAUGGGAUUGAGGCAGUGUUGGCUUCGCCAGACAAGCAAUAUAUACCUUUCAUAGCUAGGUUGUGUUUUGACUGCACAAACAAUAUAGCGGAGUACGAGGCAUGCGCCCUAGGGAUCCGAGCGGUGAUCAACUUUAGGGUCAAGUUGCUCAAAGUAUACGGGGACUCGAUAUUGGUGAUUCAUCAGUUGAAAGGUGAAUGGGAGACCAGAGACCACAAGUUGGUACCUUACCAAGCUUACAUCAGGAAAUUGAAGGAACUCUUUGAUGACAUAUCAUUUCAUCACAUUCCUAGAGAGGAAAACCAGAUGGUCGAAGCCCUUGUUACUCUAUCGUCCAUGUUCAAAGUGAGCCCUCACGGAGAUUUACCAUACAUCGAAUUCAAAUGUCGUGUUGAGCCUGCACACUGUUGUUUGAUAGAAGAAGAGGAGGAUGGUAAACCUUGGUACUUCGAUAUCAAACGAUACAUUAAGAAUAAGGAAUACCCACCUGAGGCCUCUGACAACGACAAGAGGACAUUACGGAGGUUGGCAGCCAAUUUUCUCCUUAGUGGGAAUGUCUUGUACAAAAGCAACCAUGACAUGGUGUUGCUUUGA